AUGGAGAACGAUUCGAAAAUCCCUAUCCUACCCAAGGUGAGAGUGAAGGGUAGACGCUCAGUCUUGAAUCAUCCUAGAGAGAAGGUGUCUGUGUUCAUCCGCUAUUCCUUCCUUAAAGUUGCGGAUAUCAAUACUCAGAAGGAACAGUUUUGUGCUGAUGUAUUCAUCCAGGCAAAAUGGAGGGAGCCUGCAUUGGACAACAAGAAAGCUGUGGAUCCGGACACGAUGAACUGGGAUGAAUACUGGAAGCCAAAGCUUGUCAUAGAGAAUGCUACAGAGAUAAUGAAGGAGAAAAAAUGGUAUCUGAUCGAGUUCGACGCGACUGGAAAGGCUACUAUCCUCCAGAGACGAAGGCUUAGGGCGAAUUUUAUAGAAAAUCUGGAGCUAGAGGAAUUUCCAUUUGAUGUACAGGCACUAAGCGUAACUGUGACGUCACAUCGGUCGGACACGGAAGUAGAGCUGCUGGAGGACACUGACCAGGCGUCAACAAUCCAAAUGGAUUCUUUCAAGGACGCGUCGGAGUGGCACUUGUACAAACAUGUAGACAUUAGUAAGAAAGUCACCACAAAGGAGUACACCAAUUCAAAAUACAAGUACUCUGUUAUAUUGGGAUCGUGCUUUGCCGUGAGGAAGUAUGGCUUCUUCCUGUGGAAUGUUUUGCUCAUCAUGCUGUUCAUCUGUUCACUGGGACUGUGUACAUUCUCGGUGAGCGUGGUCCUGCCCCAGAACCGUCUUCAGCUUUCCUUCACUCUCGUCUUGACCAUCGUUGCAUUUAAAUACGUCAUCAAUCAAAGUCUACCAAAGAUAUCUUAUCUUACUUAUUUGGAUAUCUACGUGCUCGUCUCGUUGACCAUGUUGUUCCUCAUCUGCUGUUGGCAUUCGGUCCUGUCCCAGCUUCAGGAGUUUGGUUUUUCCGAGAGUACGCAAUACUGGGCAGAUAAAUACGGCCUUUACUCGUUUGCUGUGUUAUACGUCAUCUUUCACAUCAUUUAUAUCACAGGUAUUACGGUGAAGAACGUUCGUCGGCGAGUUGAUUUGAGAAAUGCCGAAAAGAAACACAAGGCCCGAGUGUUGGCAGAGAGUCUAGAGGCAGCAGAUCGAGUAGACCCUGUGGGCGAUGGACCCCAGUCCUACAGGAUAAGAGCAUCAUUUCCGCAAAUGACACGAGGACGCAGCAUUCGACCACUAGACCUGGACAACGGCAACUCCCCAACCAGGUCCGCUGCUGUGAUCAUCUCGAACCCUGCACGGAUGAUGUAAAAGCCGGUUAUAAAGGGUCGACAUUGACUAAUUUGGCGAUGGUUUUCUCGCACUAAAAUGGCUAUAACACGAGAACGAAACGUACAAAUUUGUGACUUUAAUCAUCAGAAAACUGAAAAAUGAUAUUCUCAGUUACAUUUUAUGAUUCGUUUUGUUAUUAAUUUCGAAAGUUUCGUUUUCCGUUAUUAUAAAAGCCUUGGUCGUUCCUGCCCAUUGUAUUUUCUUGUGGAUCAGGUGAAAAUUAAUAAACAUUGACGUCUUUGCAAUUAUUUCGCACGCUCUCUGAAACAUGUCAUUUGUAGUAUUUGUAUAUACUGGAACAGCACUGUAUCUGCAACUGUAAAUAUAUACAAGAAAUCAAAGAAAUAAAUGAUCUGCGGUAUUUAGGUGAACUCUUCUGUGAUAUGACUUCUGGAGUAAACACACCCCAGCUAGUUAGCCGAUCUAUAUUGUUCCUUGAAUUGGAGACCUACGGUUUGUGUCAUUAGAUCUACAUGUACAUGUAUAUGGUAUAAUGAUGUUUGGGGCAAUGUAAAUAAUAAAUUACAUGUGUAUACACUUCUUAUUACUAGCAUUAUUCAUGUUUCGAAAGAAACAAAAUUUACGAUCAGCAAAGAGAUAG
This is a messenger RNA of Lineus longissimus, 1882 nucleotides long. Its product is annotated as cys-loop ligand-gated ion channel-like. NCBI's taxonomy places the organism in Eukaryota, Metazoa, Nemertea, Pilidiophora, Heteronemertea, Lineidae. The coding region runs from base 1 to 1260 and encodes 419 amino acids. Gene Ontology annotation, molecular function: neurotransmitter receptor activity; transmembrane signaling receptor activity; extracellular ligand-gated monoatomic ion channel activity. The transcript is spliced from 8 exons. Gene Ontology annotation, biological process: signal transduction; regulation of membrane potential; monoatomic ion transmembrane transport. Gene Ontology annotation, cellular component: synapse; plasma membrane; neuron projection. The record is from RefSeq and is a predicted model, not a curated record.